AUGAUCCGAAAGGGUAUACUAUCGCUCUCUGGCCGGGGUGUGCUCCCCCCCUGCCGCGCGCCGCCGUCCCGUUCACUUCUCUCGAGCAGCCCUGCGGCCCUUUCUUUCUUCUGUAAUCGCCUCCGCCCCGUUCCAAACGCUGCGCUCUGCUGCCCUCGCCGCGCGCAGUCCUCCGGGGUCGAGGUGGCCUUCCCCAUCGUCCAACUCCCCGCGCGCACGCUGUGGGCCCGGCAGGCCGCGCUCGACCCCGCCGCCCUCGCCACCGGGGACUUCGACGACCUCUUCGCCAGUCUCCACGCCGCGCGCAGGCACUACCAAUAUCCCUCCCUCAGCGCCCCGCAGAUCGGCUGGAACGUGCAGGCCUUCGUGCUCUUCGACGGCAGCGUCUUUGUGAACCCUGUCGACCUCGACGCGGAGGACACAGGCACAACUGCAGGAAAGGACACAAGGACAACUGCAAAAGAGGACACAAGGAUGGCGGAGCUGCGACGGGCGCGGGGGACGGGGUGGGCCUGGGAGCCCUGCGCGAGCUGCUCCUUUCUGAUGCACUACAUCGAGCGCCCGAUGCGCAUUCGGCUGCGCGCACUGGACGCGCGCGGGGUGGCGUUUGAGUGCGAGCUCAGCGGCAUUCGCGCGCGGAUGGCCUUGCAUGAGAUGGAUCAUCUAAACGGGGUCCUUUUUACACGACGAGUGUUGGAUCUUGACCACAUCGUUCCGCUCGAUGGGUUGCUUCGAUGGUGA
Molecule: messenger RNA, 741 nt
Organism: Phytomonas sp. Hart1
Lineage: Eukaryota; Euglenozoa; Kinetoplastea; Trypanosomatida; Trypanosomatidae
Source: the annotation of a GenBank genome assembly